UUAAAACGGAUACCAAUGUAAUCAGGUAGCGCUACAAUCUGUUGCAGGUAAAGGGAAAACAAAGUUUGGUUACCUUGUGUAAUCAGGUUGCCCAAGAGGAAGUAGGGAAUGACCGAUGAGUGCCGGUGGCGGAGACACUCUAGAGCAUGCACUAUGGCAAAAAUAGCACAAAGGAGACAUCAAUUUUACUGACUCAGAAACAAAACGCGUUACUAACGUGAAAUUUGUAACGUGUCCAAUAUAGACGAGUCACUCACAUCUCUUGGAGGCAUAUACGAUAGACGUGGCUAUAGAAAACGCGUCACCGGUAUAUGACCGUGAAAUCUAGAUAAGAUAUUAGUGACUCGUGAAUAACUCUUGUCAGUAAGAGCUUGGAACCAAAAUAUAUAUUCAUUGCAGCGGAUACGCAAUUCAAAUCCGGAUCCUCUCGCCCCUCCUGUCGUGAGCUCCCAAAGUCCGAACACAUCUGCUCCACUGCUAUCGUUCGCCGCCGCUGCCACCAAUACAGCCCUUCCUCCACAGCCACUGCAAGAUCUCCAGGCCAAAGAUCCACGGAGGCCAUGACACCUCGUCCCACCUUUGUUGUAUCCACACCUCCUCUCUCUCUCUCUCUCUCUCUCUCUCUCUCUCUCUCCGCUGCCUCCAUUUGCACCACCAGCUCGACCGGCCGAGGGUGGCCGGAUCCAUGGCGUCGUCUCCUGCACCCCCACCAUGCCUUCAUGCUCAUCUCCAUGGUACCAGAAAGGCACACACCGGCGCCACCGCCACUAAACCCACUGGCGGCAUAUCUGAGAACGUAGCAGCGAACCACCACCAGAAGACCAGGUCUGCCAUCCUUGUACAGGCAGCCCCAGUCGUGUCCUCCACAGUCCACACGUACCGGCGCCCUGCACUAUAGUUGCUGCAAUGGCGGCGGCGCUUGCUGCAUCAUCAGCAGAGGCGGCUCUUCUUCUCCUAGUAUUAUUGGUACGACUCGCCGCGGUGGCGCUGAGAUGCGGCGAGGGGCUGAGCCUGGCUUUGUAUGACGAGAGCUGCCCGGAGGCGGAGGCGGCGGUGACGGCGGCCGUGCGGCAGGCCAUGGCAAACGACCGCACCGUGGCGGCUGGGCUCCUCCGAAUGCAUUUCCACGACUGCUUCGUCAGGGGCUGCGACGGCUCCGUUCUGCUGGACUCGACGGGCACCGUGACGGCAGAGAAGGACGGCCCGCCCAACGUCUCGCUGCACGCUUUCUACGUCAUCGACAACGCCAAGCGGGCCGUGGAGGCCCAGUGCCCCGGGGUCGUCUCGUGCGCCGACAUCCUCGCGCUCGCCGCAAGAGACGCCGUCGCGCUGUCCGGUGGUCCGUCGUGGGUGGUGGCCUUGGGGCGGCGGGACGGGCGCGUGUCGCGGGCCAACGAGACGACGACGCUGCCGGGGCCGACGGCUAGCUUUGAGCAGCUGAAGCAGGCGUUCCACGGCCGCGGGCUGUCCACCAAGGACCUGGUGGUGCUGUCGGGCGCCCACACGCUGGGCUUCGCGCACUGCUCCUCCUUCCAGAACCGCAUCCGGCUCCAGGACCAGGGCACCGACGCCGACGACCCUUCCCUGAGCCCCUCCUUCGCCGCCGCCCUCCGCCGUGCGUGCCCCGCCAACAACACCGUCCGCGCCGCCGGGUCCGGCCUGGACGCCACCUCCGCGGCCUUCGACAACACCUACUACCGGAUGCUGCAGGCCGGCCAGGGCCUGCUCUCCUCCGACGAGGCGCUGCUCACGCACCCCAAGACGCGCGCCUUCGUCGCGCUCUACGCCGCGUCGCAGGAGGCCUUCUUCAGGGCCUUCGCCAAGUCCAUGCUGCGGAUGGCCGCGCUCAACGGAGGCGACGAGGUGCGAGCCAACUGCAGGCGCGUCAACUCAUCAUGAUCCGGACCAUCCCAUCCGAUCCACUGCUGUGUUCCCCUUUUGGAUUCAUUGUUUAUUGCUGUCUCGACCAUUCGUCUGACUAGUUUGGUCGAGGGUAUAAAAUUUAGGGAGAAUUGGAUGCGGACACGUAGAAUGGUGACCAUUUGUCAACAGACAUUAGGAAAAAUUAGAUUGUUCAAAGACACUCCGUUUCUUGUCAAAAUUGCUAGCGGACACUACGUCUAAUAAAACAUUAUUACAAAAUAGAUAUAAAAUCAUAUAAAUGCUAGAAAAUUAUACUAUAGAUUUUUUUACACUCUACAUGAUGAGAACUAUAGUGUAAAAAUAUUGUUGUACUGAAAUAACCAUUUUGCCCCUCUUCAUAAAUAGACAAAGAUAACCAUGGUUAAUUAGUUAAUAUAUUAGUAAGAUACUAAAAUUACUAAACAAUAUUUUUACACUAUAGUUCUCAUCAUGUACGGUGUAAAAAAUAUAUAGUAUAAUUUUCUAGCACUUAUAUGAUUUUAUAUCUAUUUUGUAAUAAUAUUUGAUUAGACGUAGUGUCCGCAAGCAAAUUUGACAAGAAACGGAGUGUCUUUGAGCAAUCUAAUUUUUUCUAGUGUCCGCUGGCAAAUGGCCACCAUUCUGCAUGUCCCACAGCCAAUUCUUCCUAAAAUUUAACAGGGAUCACAGUAUUUUCGUUUUAGGCCCUCUUUAGUUACUCGCCUAAAAGUUUUUCAUU
This is a messenger RNA of Sorghum bicolor (sorghum), 2620 nucleotides long. RefSeq names its product peroxidase 64. The transcript has 6 exons. The record is from RefSeq and is a predicted model, not a curated record. Gene Ontology annotation, molecular function: peroxidase activity; heme binding. Gene Ontology annotation, cellular component: plant-type cell wall; plasmodesma. NCBI's taxonomy places the organism in Eukaryota, Viridiplantae, Streptophyta, Magnoliopsida, Poales, Poaceae. Gene Ontology annotation, biological process: response to oxidative stress; hydrogen peroxide catabolic process. Bases 907 to 1899 code for a protein of 330 amino acids.